This is a messenger RNA of Paramuricea clavata, 1569 nucleotides long. The record is from the annotation of a GenBank genome assembly. NCBI's taxonomy places the organism in Eukaryota, Metazoa, Cnidaria, Anthozoa, Malacalcyonacea, Plexauridae.
AUGCAGUUGAUGACAAUCAUAAUUAUAAUAGCAUUAUAAACUCUAAUUUAUCACACAACGCUAAACUUGACGUUGAAAAUGUUGAUAAUGUGGAACACAUCGGAAACGAAAGUGUGACUGAUCAUGGAAUUGCGCUUGCAGAACAAUUAUUGAUAUUGGGACGUUCUUGCCAAACAGAAGGCCGGAAUGAGGAGGCUAUCAAAAACUACGAAGAAGCAGUUCAACUUGCGUAUGAAAUGAAUCACAAUGACAUCAAAGCAAAAGCUUAUCAACACUUGGGAAACGUAUUCGCUGCAACAUCUGAGUAUAAAAAAGCAAUCGAGUAUUACCAGAAAGCACGUAUAACAUUUCCACACCUCGAGGGAGAUGAGAUGGAAGUAAUAGCAUAUCAAUGGCUAGGUUACAACCACCUGCAAUCUAAUCAGUACCAAGCAACCAUGGGAUAUUACCACGAAGCGUUAAAACUAGCCACACGGUUUGGAUGUCAAACGAGAGAGGUUAAUGCUAGCAUAGGAUUAGGAAGUGCGUUCAGUUAUAUUGGCGAUUUUGAAUCUUCAGAAAAGUAUUUCUCAAAAUCAAUCAUAGGUGCUGAAUUAUCAAAUGAUAAACGUUCCGAAACGGAUGCUUACUCAAACUUAGGACAUCUCUACUACAAGAAGGGUAAGUUUGAUACUGCUGUGAAAUCGUAUCUCAAAGUUCGAGAAAUGACUCAAGAUCUUGGUGAGAGAAAAGAGGAAGGCAGCGUCUGUGUCAUGCUUGGUCACACCUUUCGACAGUUAAAUCAACACGAGAAAGCAGUUGAAUUUUACCAGAAAGCAUUAAGCAUAGAUAAGGAACUAAAGGAUAAAGGAAUGCAGAGGAAUUGUUGUGAAGCUCUAGAGGGAAAUAUCAAUGAAUGGUGCGGAUACUGCUGCCGUUUUAUUGCUGGUCAAGAUCAAGAAGCAAUAACAUUUUACGAGAAAGCGAAAGAGAUUUCCAAACAAGUUGGAGAAAGAUAUCAAGAAUAUCGCACAAACCAAGCCAUUGGAAAUAUCUUGUGCAACAUCGGUGAUUAUGCGAAAACGAUAGAAUAUUACCAAGAAGCAUUGAAAAUUGCCAUGGAACUUCGUGAUAAACACUGCGAAAGUACAUCAUGUUUAAAUUUGGCAUCAGCUUGUGGCAAAGAUUGUGAUUACGAGACGGCGUUAGAAUGGUACGGAAGAGCGUUGCAAAUUCUUGACACAGAGUUUGGUGAUCACCUUCUGAAAGAGAAGGCUCUUACCGGUUUAGGAAUUGCCUGGUUUAAUCUUGGAAAUAUCCGUAAGGCAACUGAAUUAAUUUGUGAGGCUCGAAAAUUUGUUAAGGAGAAAACUGACUCAGGUAAUUAUGGUUAGAGACAAUAUUAAGACGUAAAUAUCAAAUAGAAAGGGGAAUAUGUGAUUGGUCCUAUUUUGUGGUUUUUCAUUUUACAAUAUUUAUAUUCUAACAUUUUUUGAAAAUUGUUUUUUUAUUAUGUAGAUCACCCCAAUAUUGACCUUACGCACCAGAACAAAAAUUCUGCAACGAAAAUGCCGUCGUCACAGACAUCAG